GUCAAGUUUAUUGAACUAAUUGUUUUAAAUGGAUACUCUUUUUUCCAUAGGAGUGUAGAGAAGCAAGAUAAAAGCAUUUUCAUGGGAUUGUUGAUAACUCUGAGUGCUCUCUUUGGUUACAUUCCUGGACCGAUCGUUUAUGGAAAACUCCUUGAUAGUGCGUGUUUAGUCGCAGGCAAAACUUGUGGAGGAGCUGGGAACUGCUGGCUUUACGACAACAAACGUUUAGGAUUUCGUCUUACAGCAACGACCGCAG
Messenger RNA from Bemisia tabaci, 256 nucleotides. The record is from RefSeq and is a predicted model, not a curated record. NCBI's taxonomy places the organism in Eukaryota, Metazoa, Arthropoda, Insecta, Hemiptera, Aleyrodidae.